CAAGAGAAACCAACAAAGGAUUAAUUUGACAAUCAAGCGAACCAAGGGAAAGAUAGUGGAGAAGCCAAAGGAGGAGUGAAGCUUCAUGGUGUCAUGUGUUGCAGGAUUAAGGGCUGAGAUGAGACCACUAACUUUGGAACAGAAAUGAGUAAAAGCAACCGGCAGAAUAGGAGAAGAAAAUACCAGAGCCCUUGGUUCAGACCACACGAUUCUAAUGAGAGGUAUAACACCCAGGCACUACAGAGCCCGCAGGAUUCUGAGCAUGGCGAUGAUGGUGAUUCCCCAUCGACCUCAUCUGACACAGCUGGCAGUUCUUCCGUGCCAGAUUUACCAGGGUAUUACUUCGACCCUGAAAAGAACCGCUACUUCCGCUUGCUUCCUGGACAUAACAACUGCAACCCCCUCACGAAGGAGGGCAUCCGGCAGAAGGAAAUGGAGAGCAAGAGACUGCAGCUGCUAGAGGAAGAAGACAAGCAGAAAAAGAAAAUAGCCAGGAUGGGAUUUAAUGCAUCUUCCUUGCUACAAAAAAGUCAGCUGGGUUUUCUCAGUGUCACCAGUUAUUGCCGUCUAGCCCAUGAGCUGCGUGUGAGCUGCAUGCAGAGGAAGAAGGUCCACAUUCAAAGCUCAGAUCCUUCCGCUUUGGCAAGCGACCGAUUUAACCUCAUACUGGCAGACACCAACAGCAGCCGGCUCUUCACAGUGAAUGAUGUGAAAGUCGGAGGCUCCAAGUACGGCAUCAUCAGCCUGCGUGGUUUGAAGACCCCUACGCUCAGCGUGCGAAUGUAUGAAAACCUUUACUUCACCAACCGGAAGCUGGGACAUGAGCCACAAGAUGGAUACAGGUUAAAAAUGGUGAAUUCUGUGUGCUGGGCCUCGCUGAAUCACUUGGACUCCCACAUUCUGCUGUGCCUCAUGGGAUUCGCAGAUUCUCCAGGCUGCGCCACUCUGCUCCCAGCAUCGCUGUUCGUCACUAGUCACCCAGCAGUCAGAGACCGGCCUGGAGUGCUCUGCAGUUUCCGGAUCCCUGGUGCCUGGUCCUGUGCAUGGUCCCUGAACAUCCAGGCAAAUAAUUGCUUCAGUACAGGCUUGUCUCAGCGGGUCCUGCUGACCAACGUGGUGACGGGACACCGGCAGUCCUUUGGGACCAGCAGCGAUGUCUUGGCCCAGCAGUUUGCUCUCCUGGCUCCUUUGCUGUAUAAUGGCUGUCGUUCUGGGGAGAUCUUUGCCAUUGAUCUGCGUUGCCCAAAUCAAGGCGAGGGCUGGAAGGCCAGUCGCCUGUUCCACGAUUCAGCAGUGACCUCCAUACAAAUCCUCCAUACAGAGAAAUGUUUGAUGGCGUCAGACAUGGCUGGAAAGAUCAAACUGUGGGACCUGAGGGCCACUAAGUGUAUAAGGCAAUACGAAGGUCACGUAAAUGAGUACGCCUACCUGCCCCUGCAUGUGCACGAGGAAGAAGGAAUCCUGGUGGCAGUGGGCCAGGACUGCUACACCAGAAUCUGGAGCCUCCACGAUGGCCACCUACUCAGAACCAUACCCUCCCCGUACCCCGCCUCCAAGGCUGACAUUCCCAGUGUGGCCUUCUCCUCUCGUCUUGGGGGCUUCCGGGGAGCGCCAGGGCUGCUCAUGGCUGUCCGGCGGGACCUUUACUGUUUCACCUACAGCUAAUUUUGCAGGGUGCAGCCUGGAGGAAUGUGGAUUUGGCUUAAAUGAGGGCACUUUUAAGUGACGCUCAGUGUACACAGAUCCCCUCCAUUUGGCUGCUGGAGGCAAGGUGCUAAGUGUUUUACGUGAAGACACUUCAGUAAAGUUAUUUCAGUUAAAUUGUGGGCUCAGGGAGCUUGAAAGUCCUUUUUAUAAAAGGUACUUCUUUUUCUUGUUAUUUCUUAGCAUAGUCCCCCACCUUUUUUUUUUUUUAUUAUUACAAAAAAAACUUUUCUAAGGACUAAAUUAAAGCUGCAUCUCUCACUAAAAGCCCUUUGGACAAGCCUAAUGAUGAGACUAUUGAGACCGUUUGAGUAGUCACUGCCUGGGUGCCAGGAAGAUAUGCAUCUGUACUUGAGAAAGCCCACUGGAGAGGAGAGGACGGGGGAGGUCAUUUCUGUGAGUCUCCAUAGAGACAUUUAAGGCUGGAGUUUGGAAUUCUUAAGCUUGGUCUUCUCAAGCUCAAUAUCAGCAGGAGAUCUCUGGGAUUCUACUUUAUCAUUCAUAGGCUUUGGAAGGGAAGAUGGAUCUUUUUAAAUGCUAGAAGUUUUAAAGUCUUUAACGUGCUUUUGUUGAGGCACCUUCCAGAAUGUAAGAUACAGCCAUGAGCAGCUUCGGUUUCUAUUUGGUGACUUGAACGUCAGAUUCAAGGGCCUAGUGUCAAAGAAAAUUGGCUUUGACAUUUUGUAAUCUAGGAGCAGCAGUUUGUGAGAUGUUCGUACAAAGUGUUAAGGAACCUGUUUUCUACGAAACAAUAAACAAGAAAGAACCACGG
Messenger RNA from Cynocephalus volans (Philippine flying lemur), 2476 nucleotides. RefSeq names its product DDB1 and CUL4 associated factor 4 (gene DCAF4). Lineage: Eukaryota; Metazoa; Chordata; Mammalia; Dermoptera; Cynocephalidae. Gene Ontology annotation, molecular function: protein binding. The record is from RefSeq and is a predicted model, not a curated record. Gene Ontology annotation, cellular component: Cul4-RING E3 ubiquitin ligase complex. Bases 145 to 1665 code for a protein of 506 amino acids. The transcript has 15 exons.